Molecule: messenger RNA, 1045 nt
Organism: Daphnia pulicaria
Lineage: Eukaryota; Metazoa; Arthropoda; Branchiopoda; Diplostraca; Daphniidae
Product: GPN-loop GTPase 3-like
Exons: 4
Coding region: 108-968 (286 amino acids)
Molecular function (GO): GTPase activity
Source: RefSeq, a predicted model, not a curated record
AGCAACAAUCUAUUGCAGACGACGCAAGAAACCAAAUCAAAAUAGUCAUUUUGGAAUUGAAGUGUUUCACGUGUCUGAAAUAUAAAAGAUUUCCUGUUAGACAUAGAAUGAGAUAUGCACAAAUUGUCAUUGGCCCAGCAGGCUCUGGUAAAUCCACCUACUGCACUGAAAUGCAACGACAUGCUGAAACUGCUCGACGAAAUAUUCACAUUGUAAAUUUGGAUCCAGCAGCCGAGUCUUUCGAAUAUAAACCGUCCAUCGAUAUUCGAGACCUCAUUCAUGUGGACGAUGCAAUGGAAGAUGAGGAAAUGCAUUUUGGACCAAAUGGGGCUCUUGUUUUUUGUAUGGAGUUUCUUCUGGAAAAUUUGCCGUGGCUAGAGAAUCAACUUGGAGAAGAUGAUGAUGACUACUUCAUUUUUGAUUGCCCUGGACAGAUUGAGCUAUACACACAUCUAAAUGUUAUGAAGAAAUUGCUGGAAGCACUAGAGUUAUGGAAUUUCAGAUUGUGUGCUGUCUUUAUCUUAGACAGUCACUUUAUGAUAAACUCUUCAUCAUUUAUAUCAGCAUCAAUGGCUGCUCUAAGUGCCAUGACAACCUUGGAGGUUACAUUCAUCAGCAUCUUGAGUAAAAUUGAUUUGUUAAGCAAGAAGAGUAAAAAGCAACUGGAAAGAUUUUUGGAGCCGGACGUGAAAGACAUAUGUGCGAACGAUACGGUUAUGGUCAAUUCAAAAUGGAAUCAAAAACAUCAGAUGCUUACUGAAAUGAUUGGCCGUGUUUUGGAAGACUAUUCUCUAAUCAAAUUCGCACCGCUUAAUAUAACGGACGAAGACAAUCUCGCCAAUAUUCUGUUCAUGGUGGACAACUGUAUGCAGUUUGGAGAAGACAGGGAUAUAAAAAUGGCGGAAUUUGAUGCUCCUGACGAAGAAGACGAGGACAACGAUGACGGUUACGAAGAAGGAAGGGGAUGAGUCAAUUAAAUAUCACUUACUUACGAAUUUAUUAUUUCUUUUUCCUUGAAACACAAUACACCGCAAUUUUUUCAGCA